UGCUUGCUAGUGUCUUACAGGCCGCUAGCCCACUAAUUUAUGGCCAGGGUAGAAGGCUCAUACCAAAAAGGGCGGCUCUGCCUGGGAGCCCCUGGGGAGGUACACGCCGCGUCCGCCUCCUUCCCAUAUGGCGCUAUCUUCUCGCGCAGCCCCGCCCUGCGCGCCGUACCGCGUUUACGGCUGUGGCCACAGCAGUGGCCUAGCCCGCUUUAGCGUUUUAACGUCGAAGACGCUGCGCGGGCGUAUCAAGGAACAUCACCCGCGCUAAGGACACACGCCCGGAAGUCCGCGCGGCGCGGCCCGCAUCGCGCGCACGCGAAUUUCGUGCGUCACCGACCGCGACAACGCCUCUACCCGCGCAGGUCUUGUGCUGUCGCAGGACAUCGACGAAUACGAGAGGUAGAAUUCUUGUGAUAGCGCGUCAGAAGCGGCGCCGUCGGUCUUAGGGUGGCGCGCUUGCCUUGGCGCUGCAUUAAGACUACCCGCCGUCGGCGCUUGCAUUAAGACUACACCUUGUGUGCUGACGCGGCGUCCUUCGAGAACGUUGUGUCGUUGCCGUCGACUCAAUACGCAUUUCACGUCGUCGCUGCGAUCCACGUCCACGCCAUCGUUUCAAAUACGCGUAUGCGCCAUCGACUCGACGUUUUCUAAGCCGUCGGCGCUACUCGUCUUAUGCUAUCGGUGCAUCGACGCCACACAUCCGCGCCGUCGCGCCAUCGCGUGACGCCAAUGGCACGCCAUCGACGCCGUCACGAUCCACUCAGGCCUCUCCCAGCAGCAAAUCGUCGACCUCUCGCUGCGGCCUCGCAGGACUAGUUGGUUUGCUACCAUGGCCACGUUAGACGGCUGGCUACGCAAAAUGCAACUCAAACGCGGAUGGACUUGUCUCGUUUGUACAACGAGGCACGAGAGCGAUACGAAAGAUUAUUUGUUCUGUGCGAACUGUGAGUACCCGAAAGGAACGCAGCGUCCCCUUCCUCUUGUUGAUGGCUCGGAUAGGGCAGAUGUCGAAGAGGUCGCUCAUUUUGAAGAAGUGGGUGAUGGCCCCACAGAGGAUGGGGCGCCUGAAGUCGUCCUGUGUGGAAAUCAACCACUGAAUCCCGUUAAAGAUAGAAACUCAGAAGUUUCAAGUUUUCGACAGAUAUUUAAACGCGUCCCCGACGGCCCAAACUGCCAGGAGAGCCCUAAUUACGUUUCACGAGAUGAUUUCAACUCUUACAAACCCCACGCAUCCCGGGACAUCUAUGCGUGUAGAAAUACGCCACGUCGAAGCGGGAUCGGACCUACGCCGCGGACGUCGUGCUGAACUGCUCCAAGCUGAGCUGGCUCGAGGGCCACGUCGCGCCGCGGCUCGCGCGGUACCGCCUCGAGACGCGC
Molecule: messenger RNA, 1377 nt
Organism: Pelagomonas calceolata
Lineage: Eukaryota; Pelagophyceae; Pelagomonadales; Pelagomonadaceae
Source: the annotation of a GenBank genome assembly